AUGCACUGACACUGCGCGCACAUCAGUAAAUGCAUCACGUAGCACUAGUACAGCCUUUCUUCAUGCCAGCCAGUGCUCCACCUAGAAGGCGAGAUCUGUCACCGCUCACUCAUUUGGCUGCAAAAGGAGCACUAAAGUGUGCGCACGUAUACGCGCGGGAGUGUGCGGCAAAGACGCGGGGAAAAGGGAGGAGGAGGAGGGAGCAAGGAAGGGAGGCAGCUUUCAACAGUUGAGGAGGAGACGCGACUCAUUCUGAUUAUCUUCAAUCAUCUCGCACCUUAUUUUCUCUCUCCUCUCUCUCUCGCUCUCCCUGCGACUCGUCAUCUCCGCCGUGCAACAGAUAAGAGUGGCCGCUGAUGGAUGCAAAGAGGAGCGCCUUCAAAUCGGACUGGAUUAUGGGAUUAGUGGACUGAUUAGUGGACCAAAAAAAAAAGUGGCCGCUGUGGAUGCUCCUCGCGAAGGAAGGGCAGGAACACACAAAAGGUUGCACCGGAGAGAGCGGGGCGAAGCGAGCCGCUGCAGCGCCGGCUCCAUGCACUUUGCUGGAGGAGGAGAGACGAGCAGCUCCGUAUGCAACAGUGUGCCGCACAGGAGACAAAAGUCACUAUGCGCUGUGAAUGGUAACACGGACCGAUGGUGCAUUUUGGAGCUUUGCAGGGUGUAGAUGUCGCAUGAGGGCAAUGCGCCUCUUUUUUUGCCCUUUUUUCCCUCUCUUCUUCCUAUUGAAAGACAAGCUCUUAACCUUCACCAUGCUUUAACCUUGGACGCAGAGGGGAAUAUUAAUACUUUAUUCUCAUCGAUUAUUCAUUGUGGGAGCCCCUCGGAGAGUGAAAACAAAGCAUUGCAAUGUUGAAUUUGAUCUUUAAUUCAUGCACGGGGUGUCGUCAGGCGGUCAUCUUUGUUUACAGAAAGAGUUCAUCAUUGCAGAGCGGCAUGUGAGAGAGCUAAUGCCUAUUAAAGGGGGUCUACAAAUCGAUUUGAUAUCCAAUUAGUCCUGCAGUCGCAUGCCUGCUUUGGAUUUAGUGCUCUAAAGGUUUUGCAGAAUAAUCAACAGGUUGAAAGUCAAGGUUCCCCCCCCCCUCUUUCCUGUGUGCCAGUACCACAUAUCCAACUGAAGGGAUGCGUCUCUCUGUUCCCAUCUUCUUUCUGCUGUGGGUUAAAGCCCUGACAGUGAAAAACCUUAGUUAUUCCGUCCCGGAGGAGCAAGGACCUGGCACUAUCAUAGGUAAUAUUGCAAAAGACGGCAGCUAUGGGACCCUGGAGAGAGGGAAAAAAUCCAACUUCAGAGUCCUGGAAAAUUCUGCACCACACCUGGUGGAUGUUGACCCGGAGAGUGGACUAAUUUUCACCAAACAAAGGAUUGAUCGAGAGACCUUAUGCAGGCGGAACCCAAAGUGCCAGCUCUCCAUGGAGGUGUUUGCCAAUGACAAGGAAAUAUGCAUGAUCAAGAUUGACAUACAGGACAUAAAUGACAACUCGCCCAGUUUCCCCUCAGAUCACAUUAACAUUGAUAUCUCGGAGAAUGCAGCCGCGGGCACACGCUUCCCACUGACUAUUGCACAUGACUUGGACACUGGGGAGAACGGGAUAAAGACUUAUCAAGUCACCAGAGAUGAUUACAAUACAUUUUCAUUGGAUUUAAAAGUAAGAGGUGACGGGACUAUUUAUCCCGAGCUUGUGGUUCAAAGACCUCUGGAUCGGGAGGACCAGAGCCAUCACACCCUCCUCCUCACUGCAAUUGAUGGAGGGGAGUAUCCCAGAUCAGGCUCCAUGCAAAUCAAUGUCAGGGUGACCGAUUCCAAUGACAAUAGCCCCAUUUUUGAGAAAUCCUCCUAUGUGCUGGAACUGUCUGAGAAUUCCUCGCCUGGAAAAGUACUCAUAGAUUUAAACGCCACUGACCAAGAUGAGGGAAGCAACGGGCAGGUGGUGUACUCCUUUACAGGAUAUGCGUCUGAGCGAAUACAAGAUUUGUUUGCCAUUGACCCCAACACUGGUGUCAUCAAGGUCCAGGGGGAAAUUGACUAUGAGCAGAAUCCUAUCAUCGAGUUUGAUGUGCAGGCAAAGGAUCUCGGGCCCAACCCCAUACCGGGCCACUGUAAAAUUACUGUCAAAGUGCUGGACAAAAAUGACAACUCACCAAUAAUUAGUUUUGUUUCCGUGCGGCAGGGUGCCAUCAGCGAGGCGGCGCCCUCUGAAUCUGUCAUCGCGCUGGUCAGAGUGACAGAUAAAGAUUCUGGCCGAAACGGUCAGCUCCAGUGCCGCGUGCUGGGAAAUGUUCCCUUCAGACUGCAGGAGAACAAUGACAAUUUUUACACGCUGCUCACUGACAGACCUUUGGAUCGAGAAACAAAGGAUGAAUACAAUGUCACCAUCGUGGCCAGAGACAAUGGCAUCCCCUCGUUGAACUACACCAAGUCGUUCACGGUGAAGAUCUUGGAUGAGAACGACAAUGCGCCUCGCUUCACAAAGGCCAUUUAUGUGCUACAGGUGCCCGAGAACAACAUCCCAGGGGAGUACUUGGGCUCCGUUCUGGCCCACGACCCAGAUGUAGGCCGCAACGGAACAGUAACAUAUUCCAUUCUGCCGUCGCACAUUGGUGACGUGUCUGUCUAUACAUACGUGUCUGUUAACCCCACCAAUGGAGCCAUAUACGCGUCACGCUCUUUUAACUACGAGCAGACUAAAUCUUUUGAGUUCAAAGUUCAGGCUAAAGAUGGAGGCUCCCCUCACAUGGAGAGCACCUCCACCGUCAGGGUCAACAUCCUUGAUGUUAACGACAAUCUCCCAGUGAUUAUUUUGCCUCUUCUGCUGAAUGAUACAGCAGAAAUCCCAGUGCCUCGAAAUGUUGGUAUAGGCUAUAUUGUGGCUACGGUGAAAGCGGUGGACCACGAUCACGGAGAAAGCGGACAUUUGACCUACGAGAUUACAGAGGGCAAUGACGACCACUUGUUUGAGAUUGAUCCGGUUGGAGGCGAGGUCCGAACCACUCACGCCCUAUGGGAGGACGUCUCGCCCAUGGUGGAGUUGGUGGUUAAGGUAACCGACCACGGCAAGCCCCCCUUAUCCGCCGUGGCUAAGCUGGUCAUUAAAGCCAACACAGAAACGGUGGCGGGUGGUGGGGGCUCCAGCGUGAGUGGCGAGCAGCAACACUGGGACGUAUCCCUGCCCCUCAUCAUUACCCUCUGCAUUAUCUCUGUCAUGCUCUUAGCAGUCAUGACCGCCAUCGCUGUCAAGUCCAAGCAUCAAGAUAAGGAGAGCGGGAAUUAUAACUGCCGCAUGCCUGAGUACUCCAAUCCUCCAACGGGGAAGGGCAAAAAAAAGCGAAUCAACAAGAGUGACAUCAUGCUGGUGCAGAGUGAGAUGGAGGAAAGAGAUUCGGCCAGUCGCAUGAACGUGGUGAGCAGCCCCUCGCUCAUCACCUCUCCCAUAUGCUUCGACUACCAGAGCCCCCUGCCGCUCACGCUGCCCAGGUCGGAGGUCAUGUACCUGAAAACUACUCCCAACAGCCUGACAGUACCCAGGGCUGGAUGCCACUCCAGCUUUGCUGGGCUGAGCACAGACACUCCUGCCAACAGGAUGUCGGUUAUACAGACGGAAAACUUCCCCUCCGAGCCCAAUUAUGCUGGCAGCAGGCAACCGUUUGUUCAAAGCUCCACAUUUAAGGAUGCAGAACGAGCGAGCCUGCGAGACAGUGGCCAUGGUGAUAGUGACCAAGCUGAUAGUGACCAGGAUACUAAUAGAGGCUCCCAGUGUGACACGUCUGCCAGGGAGGCCCUCAAGAUGAAAGCCACAUCAGUUAAUGGGCAGCCUUUUGAGCAGGAACAAGACAAAUCAGUCCACUGCACCGAUGAGUGUCGUGCACUGGGACACUCUGACAGAUGCUGGAUGCCAAAGUUACGGAUCGGAAGCCAAGCGGAUAGUGCCGAUAAUCGCACCAACCUUUUCAUCCCCGUGGGAAUGGAUGCCAUGGUAGAGACAGAGAUUUAUGGCACCAUCAGCCGCGGUAGCCGGAAAGCCCUCAGCACCUUCGGGAAAGAGCAGCGGGACAGCACCAUCCUAGUGGCCAACGUCAAACCGUACUUAAAAUCGCAGCGUGCAGCAUGCCCGCCCCUACAGGAGAGUCCACCCACCCCCGGAAGUCCCACUAAGAGAGGGACGGCCCUGGACUCUGGCGAGCGAGAGGUCAAAGAGGAGAGGGAGGGGGGUUCAGACAGCAGUGCCUAUGGCCCGCCAGAUGGCCAGUGCUCCCCGCUGCACACUGAAUUGGAGGAGCCCUCCUACCUGACCUGCGAGCUCCGCCCUAAGGCGCUGUCCAGCAGCCUCAUUCACAGCUCAGUCAUCAGCCAGGAGUGCGGCGUGUCCGAGUACGAGACGCCAGACUCGGGGAUCUGACAUGGGUGACCCCGUUCCAACCCCCACACGCUCUUGGCCGACAAGCAUGUGAUUGGGGUGGAUUGUUUUUCUUUUGUUGUUGUUUGUUUUUUUGGGGUCCAAACAUUGUAUAACCAAAAAUCAUCUGCUUUGCGUGUUUCUUCGUUUCUUACUCAGUGACUUGAAGGGAUGGGCAUUUUUUGACAACGACGGGGAAUAUCAAGGUUGAUCAAUUGAUUUUGUUUUAAUAUUAGCAUCUCUUGCUGAAUGUUCUGAACUCCUGUUUCCAUGUCUGUGUUGUAUUAAGCUGAAUAACUUGUGCCUGUAUGUCAACUUCCCAAUCAUCCUUUUCACGUGGUAUCGUGAGCGGGCCUGUGAGAUGCAAAUUUUUUGCAACGUUCCGAAUUUCCAAUCCAAUCUACUUGUAUAGCACAUUUAAGCAACAAAUGUUUCCAAAGUGCUGCACAGAGUUACACAACUAAAAUACUAAAAAAACAAAAAAAAAACAACAAAAAAAACAUCAAACGCCAUCAAAACAUUUAACAAUCAAAACAAAUAAAUACACACUCAAAUAAUAAAAACAGAUGAAAAAUGAUGAAUUGUAUAGCAAUCACAAAGGGAGAAAACAAGAUGAAAAUAAAUAAUAUAAAAAUACUGUAUCAACCCUUGGUAUGAGACUGGUAUGAGUAUUUUUUUCCCUACAAAAUUCUGACAAAGACAGGUUGUCUUAUAUUUGGGGUAAAGAUUUAAACCCACAGGUGCCACCGCUUGACUUCUCCCCAAGGGAGUCAGAGCUUUUCUUCCUGACACUCACACACACCAAAAAGAACAUUCAUUUUCUUUUUGAUGUCUUAAAAGAUAUUUUUCAAAAAAUAGGUUUUCACAAAGAGGAGUCCUCUCAUAGUCCGGGUCAUCUUAUAUUCGGGCCAAUAUGGUAAAAAUGGAUGGCGAAGAAAGGAAAAGGCAGGAUCGCACCACUCUCAUGCCGGGUUUAUGUUGAAAAUUGACAUAACAAUAUAAUCUAUAUUUUAUGAAACAGCCGGAAACUCAAAAAUAUAAAUUAUGAAAAAAAUGUAACAUUUCAAAUGUCCGAACUUUGAGAAAUGUCAAGCAGCGUGUUACAAUAAUGGAUAUUUUGCAUAUACCGCACGUCGCUUUGUUUUCUUUAGGUGGCAGACCCGUUGAGAAUGAAUCAACUGCUUCUCUGCUGGUUGCAGUCAAGUAGUGCACUCCACAUGAUCAACAAUCAAUUUCAAACCAUCCAUGACUUCUUAAUGAUCAAAUGAGUGAUUAGCUGAUCAUUAUGCCCAUCCCUAGUGACUUGUUGUGUUUAGGUGAACUUUGUGUCCUUGCUGUGAAGGUUUGCGGGCUAAUCAAGUGCGUUCCUGACUUUCAAGUGUUUCCAUAGUGUACUGUAUUUGUCAGUUUAGAUGUCCGUAUUUUACACAUCUCGAGGUCCCAUCUUGUGUGGCUGUUGGAACAAAACCGCUACUGUUAAGCUAUUGAGUCCUGUCUGCUUUUGUACGGUGUAGCUAUCUGUCUCCAUUUAGUGUUUAAGGAGCAUCACUUUGAAGAAUCAAAAGGCCAACGACAUAUCACAUAUCAGUGGCGUUAAAUACAAAAAAAGUGAAGUGUCUUAUGAACUGUCAAUGGUGGUGCAACAGGGGACGUCCCUUUUCAUAACAACCAUUCAAGGUUCCUAUGAAAUGAUUUUUUUAAGAAUGUAUUUGUAAUUUUAUUGUCGUCCUCUCUGCUGUUUAUGUGGAAAAUAAGCUGGGCUUACACGUGAAUGUGGGCUACUGUACUGUACUUGUGUAUUUUAUUAAAUUUGUAUACACUG
Molecule: messenger RNA, 6211 nt
Organism: Dunckerocampus dactyliophorus (ringed pipefish)
Lineage: Eukaryota; Metazoa; Chordata; Actinopteri; Syngnathiformes; Syngnathidae
Product: protocadherin-17-like
Exons: 4
Coding region: 1120-4392 (1090 amino acids)
Biological process (GO): homophilic cell-cell adhesion
Cellular component (GO): plasma membrane
Molecular function (GO): calcium ion binding
Source: RefSeq, a predicted model, not a curated record